This is a messenger RNA of Vicia villosa (hairy vetch), 2083 nucleotides long. RefSeq names its product pentatricopeptide repeat-containing protein At4g01400, mitochondrial. NCBI's taxonomy places the organism in Eukaryota, Viridiplantae, Streptophyta, Magnoliopsida, Fabales, Fabaceae. The transcript has a single exon. Gene Ontology annotation, molecular function: protein binding. The record is from RefSeq and is a predicted model, not a curated record. The coding region runs from base 426 to 1805 and encodes 459 amino acids.
UCUACUGCAAUAUCACUGAAUCGAUAGAAAGAGAUUUAGCGGUGGAAGAUCGUUAUUAUCGCAAUAUUUUCUUCCCAACCUCCUUAAUUAGAGUAAUCGAAAUCAAUAUUGAAUCGGGAGGUUUGAAGGAGUUAUCUAACAUAAGGUUAGGAAAGAAUUCCAGUUACGAUUCUAUUGUGAUCUAGUUUUAGAUCAAACAAAAUUUAAUCAUGAAAUUUAGCGAAAACCAAAAAUCGUUUCCCACCUACAGCGUCACUGUUUCGUACUAGAACUAUAACUUUCAAGAUUAGUACUCUUGGAGGUGUUUGUUUCAUUUGCCAAAUCACAUUGAUAGGAACAAGUUAGUUAAAAAAUCAAAGAACAAAACGUUCUGUUCUUCUUCAGUCUUCACUCAUUCACUCUGUUCUCAGUUUUCUUCAAAAGCCAUGCACCGAUCGUUUACAGUGUUAUCAAAAAAUCUAAGAACCAUUGCUUCAAAUGGCACAUUCUCAUCAUCUUCUUCUUUACUGCAACACCAAUUCCAUUCUUCCAACAACAACAACUCUUCAUCUUCUUCUUCUCCAAUCGGUUCUCCAACCAGAGUCCAGAAACUCAUCGCUUCCCAAUCAGACCCUCUUCUCGCCAAAGAAAUCUUCGACUACGCUUCUCUCCAACCCAACUUCCGCCACAAUUACUCCACCUACCUCAUCCUCAUCCUCAAAUUCGGCCGCUCCAAACACUUCUCCCUCCUCGACAAUCUCCUCCGUCAACUCAAAUCUGAAUCCCAACCCAUUACCCCCACCCUCUUCUCCUACCUAAUCAAAAUCUAUGGCGAAGCUAACCUACCAGACAAAGCCCUCAACACUUUCUACACCAUGCUUCAAUUCAACAUCAAACCUUUAACCAAACACCUUAACCGCAUUCUUGAAAUUCUCGUUUCUCGCCGGAGUUACGUUCGGCCCGCUUUCGAUCUCUUUAAGGAUGCUCAUCGACAUGGUGUGGUUGCUGAUACUAGAUCUUAUAACAUUCUCAUGCGGGCUUUUUGUCUUAAUGGUGAUAUCAGUAUUGCAUACAUGCUGUUUAACAAAAUGUUUAAGAGAGAUGUUGUUCCUGAUAUUGAGUCUUAUAGGAUUUUGAUGCAGGCUUUGUGUAGGAAGAGUCAAGUUAAUGGAGCUGUUGAUCUCUUGGAGGAUAUGUUGAAUAAAGGGUUUGUUCCUGAUUCUUUGACUUAUACUACUUUGUUGAAUAGUUUGUGUAGGAAGAAGAAACUUAGGGAGGCUUAUAAGCUUCUUUGUAGGAUGAAGGUUAAAGGGUGUAAUCCUGAUAUAGUUCAUUAUAAUACGGUUAUAUUAGGGUUUUGUAGAGAAGGGCGAGCGCACGAUGCUUGUAAGGUUAUCGGUGAUAUGCGGGCGAAUGGGUGUUUGCCGAAUUUGGUUUCUUAUAGGACUUUGGUUAAUGGUUUGUGUCAUUUGGGAAUGUUUGAUGAGGCAAGGAAGUAUGUGGAGGAGAUGCUUUCGAAAGGCUUUUCUCCUCACUUUGCUGUCAUUCAUGCUUUAGUGAAUGGGUUUUGCAAUGUUGGUAGGGUUGAGGAAGCUUGUGGACUUCUCACGAAAUCGCUAGAGCAUGGGGAAGCUCCUCAUAAGGAUAGUUGGAUGAUUGUAGUACCUCAAAUAUGUGAAGUGGAGGAGGAUGGUGUGAAAAUUGGUGGUGUUUUGGAGGAAGUUCUUAAGAUUGAAAUCAAAGGUGAUACUAGAAUUGUGGAUGCUGGUAUUGGUUUGGAAGACUACUUGAUUAGGAAGAUACGGGCUAAGGCGAGGCAAUUUUAAACUUUUUUGUAAUAUAAAACCGACAAGCUUGCGUUUGUCAUCCAUGUAAGAUAUUUGUAUUCAGUUACAAGUGACAAUAUCAUUUGAUUCUUACUAGAAGAACACUACUACAUAUAUGAUAUAUGACAUGUUGCAACAUUUUAUCUGUAACAUUUAAGAAAGUGUUGCAGACACUCUUUAUUUGUCACUUUCAGUAACACCUGGAAAAUCAAAUUUUACCACAUACCAAUGAAGAUACAUUCUUCUUAAUCUCUUGGUAUCUAAUAAUGUUUUUUUUU